Wasmannia auropunctata (little fire ant) is the source of this 3038-nucleotide messenger RNA. It is a transcript of the gene GatA, whose product is annotated as glutamyl-tRNA(Gln) amidotransferase subunit A, mitochondrial. The record is from RefSeq and is a predicted model, not a curated record. Gene Ontology annotation, cellular component: glutamyl-tRNA(Gln) amidotransferase complex; mitochondrion. Gene Ontology annotation, molecular function: glutaminyl-tRNA synthase (glutamine-hydrolyzing) activity. The transcript is spliced from 2 exons. The coding region runs from base 485 to 2050 and encodes 521 amino acids. Lineage: Eukaryota; Metazoa; Arthropoda; Insecta; Hymenoptera; Formicidae. Gene Ontology annotation, biological process: glutaminyl-tRNAGln biosynthesis via transamidation; mitochondrial translation.
UUUUACAAAUUUGUUUGUUUUUGUUCAAUUAAAUUUUAUUUUAAGUACGAAAAUGUAUGUACAUACUUUCGAAUGCGCAAUUUAUCGAGAAAGCCGCAAGCAGCCUUGAAAGGUGGAUGUAGCACGGAUACGCACCACAAAUUAUAUACCGACGGUGCAGAAAAGUGAAUGUUGCUAUGUAGUUUAUACCACUUCUUCAGGCGGCGUUAGUGCGCGAGGGCACUUUUGAGGUAAAAGGCCGUCAGCCGUCAUGUCCAUGUCAUGUCCUAUUAUCAAUAGAUAGAUAAUUCAAAUUCGAUUCGAUUUGAAGAGUACAUACAUUCGAACGUUCAAUAUUCGAGAAUUUCAUGUCUCGCAUGACUGUGAACUGUUUGCGAGACUACAGUUUUCUGCUUGGCGCUUGCUAUUGAAUUUGAGGUUAUGUAUCUAUUGCCGGCAGAAAGGUUGAGGUUAUACAUGACAGUGGCAUGUUGCGGGACGAACGAUGAACAAAUUGUUACAUAUUCCGAUCAAGGAAGUUAGCCGAGAGAUUUAUGGUGGUGCGAUACGACCGUCCGAGAUCUGUAAGGCUUGUGUUAAGCUGACUUCAGUCAUCAAGCCUUUAAACGCUUAUAUCACCGUGACGAGCGAUGUUGCGGAAGAGCAGGCGAGCGCCGCCGAUGAGAGGCAACGGAGGAGUGCGUUAUUGGGACAGCUCGAUGGCAUUCCCGUUGCCGUUAAGGAUAACUAUUGCGUCGUGGGUAAACCCACGACCUGUGCUUCUCGGAUGUUGGUCAACUUCUCUCCGGGCUACAACGCCACCGUCUACGAGAGGCUCAGGAUGCAGGGAGCCGUGUUGAUCGGCAAGACCAAUCUCGAUGAGUUUGCCAUGGGCUCCGGCACUGUGGACUCGUUUUACGGGCCGACGAAGAAUCUAUGGGGCUCAGACGUUUUAUCUCAAUUUUAUUCGCACGGGUCUGACAGUUCGCACAAGGUCAUCACGAGGAAACUGCAUGAAAAAGAUGCGUGGCGCAUAGCAGGUGGCAGUAGUGGAGGUUCGGCAGUUGCAGUAGCCACAGGUACCUGUUACGCGGCCUUGGGCUCUGACACUGGCGGUUCCACUCGCAAUCCUGCGUCCUAUUGCGGUCUAGUCGGCUUGAAACCAACUUACGGUUUGGUAUCGCGUUACGGCCUUAUUCCUUUGCUGAAUUCGAUGGAUGUCCCUGGUAUUCUCACGAGAACAGUAGACGAUGCUGUAUUAAUUUUAAACGCCAUAGCUGGUCCCGAUCGAGCAGAUCCCACUACUGUGCAGAGAGAAUGUGUUCCAAUUAACUUGUCCGAAACGAUAGACGUUAGCAAUCUCAGGAUUGGGAUACCAAAGGAAUACGGGAUACAAGGCAUAAGUGAGGAGAUUGCGGGAUGUUGGGAGAAGGUAGCUCGUCUUCUGGAAGAAGCGGGAGCCAGUGUAGUUCCAGUGUCGUUACCUCACACCGAUUACUCUAUAGUAUGUUAUUCCGUUUUAAAUCGAUGCGACGUAGCUAGCAACUUGGCUUGUUACGAUGGUAUAGAAUAUGGCCAUAGAGCCGAUGAAUGGAGUUCGGCUCACGAAUUGUACAAGAGAAGCAGAUCGGAGGGCUUUAAUGACGUAGCCAAAGGUCGUAUAUUAGUCGGGAAUUAUUUUCUUUUGGCGGAAAAUUACGAGAAAUAUUAUAUCAAGGCGAUGAAAAUGCGUAGAUUAAUCGCGCGGGACUUUGACGUUCUGUGGCAUAAUAAUAUAGACCUCCUGCUGACCCCGACUACGUUGACCGAGGCACCGUGUUACGACGAAUUUGUACAGCUGGACAAUCAGACGCAGUGCCUGAUUCAGGAUCACUGUACGCAACCCGCGAACAUGGCUGGUUUGCCCGCGAUCAAUGUACCGAUCGAGCUCUCUCGCAAUGGUCUACCUUUGUCCUUGCAAUUAAUGGCGCCGCUCUUUCACGAACAGAGGCUACUUACCGUGGCAAAGUGGCUCGAACAGGCAGUGCGAUUCCCGCGACUUGAACUGAAGAAUUCGUGUCUACUUGAAUAAACUAACUUUUUUAUAAACAUCGAUAUUUUAUUUAUCUUCUGAAUUCUUUUAAAUUUGCAUUAUAUAUAUUUCAUAGAUACAUUUGGUCUGUUACGAUUAUUUACGAACUGCCAGCUUUGCAACCGGUUUUCAUAUAUGCAUCUUUCGAGUAUUACGUAUACAAUUAGAACGAAAAUUAGGUUUCGUCGCAUUGCGCAACGGUCGCAACUCCGAGGCCAUGCAAUGCAAACAAAUUAUACUCCGGUACACCAUCGAGCGUAUCUGAAAUUCUAUUCGUCGAAUAAUGGCGUUUGCUUUUGCAACCUUCGUUUCACUGCACUGUAACGUUCAUUAUGUACAAAGACGAAAUUAUGAUUCUCUUUAUUAUAAGACUAAUUCUUCAGAAAAAAGGUAAGCAAAAAGCUUAUCCAAGUAAAUAUUAUAGAAAGAACAACUUGUUAUUUUUUUAAAGCAUCUCUUGUGCAGCCUUUUUUAUGUCGAAUUUUUGCAUUCCGUAUUUUCUAUCUCGACAUACGUAUAUCCUCAUUUCAUUAGCUAGUCAUCGAGGUUCGCACGGCGAAACUUUGACAUUUCGAAAUUUAUUGUCCCUCAAGGAUCCGAGGGUGAUUUAAGUGGAGAACAAACAACUGAGAACAUCGCGCGCGUACAAAAUCUAUUCACGUAGCGUUUUCGAUAAUUAGAUCGUUGUGACAUUUCAGUCUAAUCUAUUGUUCGCAUUACAUUAAGAAGCUAACAGAGAAACGGGACAAUCUAAUGCGUAUUUAUAAAGUCAAUUAUAUUUUAUUGUUGCAAAAUGAUAUAUAAAAAUUUACAUAUUAUUAUUUAUAGAGAUUACAGAGAAUGAUAAUUGCAGAUUAUACAAUAAAUUUAGAUUCGAAUAUUACAUAAUUUAUGUGUAUAAUAAUUUAUUACUAAUCGAAUUACAUUUUUCUUUUAACACGAGUACAUUUCCUUAUCUUGAAAUAAACCUUGCUUUCGUUAUUUCAAA